AUGACUGCUGGAACCCCUUCAACGGCAGUCCAGGUCGCUGAUCCUCUUCGCCCUAAGUACGUUAACACGAGUGGUGUCGUCAACACUGCCGUCCUUGGCAUCAGCGGAGCGUGGCUGUACUUCUACUGUGUUCCUCUGCGUCGUAAGGAAUGGUACGACAUCAUGAUGGACUAUGUUCACCACAAGAGAACUCAGUACGCCUCCAACUUGCCCGACAAGGCAGUCCGUACGGCACUUAGGUUUGCGAAGGUUCGCCCCUUCAGUGAAAGAGAGAUCGACCUGGGAGCUCAGAGCACCGUCACCAUGUCUGGUCGCCAAUGUAAGGUCGUGAGUGAUGAAGCCGGCGUAGCCUCAGUGGCUGGUGCUCGUGAAGGGAAGCAAGCUCAGACUAGGACCUUUGCCUUUGACCACUGCUACGAUAGCAUGGACAGAAGCUCUGCUAAUUACGCCGAUCAGAGCAAGGUUUAUAACGACCUUGGCGAGGCAGUUCUGAAUAAUGCCCUGCAAGGUUACAAUGGAUGUGUUUUCGCCUAUGGUCAGACGGGGUCGGGGAAAAGCUAUUGUAUGUUGGGGGGAAAGGGCGACCCUGGCAUCAUCCCACGUAUCACGAAGGCGCUGUUUCAUGCAGCUGGUAGAGGACAAAAGGACGGUUAUGCUCAGACAAGGGUUUGGGUGUCCUAUCUGGAAAUCUACAAUGAACGGAUAAAGGACCUUCUCUCUACUGAGGAGAAAGAUGGUGAAACCGUAGCGAUUUUCGACAAGCCGGGUAGUGGAGUCCUGGUGUCCGGUAUGGUUGAAGCCGCUGUGGAGGAUAUCAGAGAGGUCAAAGGCUUAUUGGACUAUGGUACUGCGCAACGAGCCGUUGGAGCUACCAAUAUGAACGCACAGUCGUCCCGCUCACAUGCUGUGUUUAUACUGAGGCUACAGAGAGUGUCUGCUGAUCCUACUGCUAAGCCAGACUUGGACGCGAGGAUCAACUUGGUGGACUUGGCCGGAAGUGAACGGCAGGAGAAAAGUGGAGCUAGUGGGGGCCGAUUGAAGGAGGCGAUCGCGAUCAACCAAAGCCUCUCAACGCUGGCUAUGGUCAUCUCUGGGUUGGCGGAGAACAAGUCGGCUCAUAUUCCUUUCCGGAACUCCAAACUUACUUUCCUGUUGAAGGAUUCGCUGUCGGGCAAUAGCAAGACGUUUAUGAUCGCCUGCAUAUCGCCAGCCUUGACGGAGCUGUCGGAGACCGUAUCGACGUUGCGGUUCGCGCAUUCGGCCAAGAUGGUGAGGACUAAAGCGAUGCAGAAUAGGAUUAAGCCCAAUGCAGAGCUUGAAGCGUUGCGGAAAGAGCUCGCUGAUAUCGGACAGAAAUUGUCGGUUCGGGGUGGUAGUAUGGCAGAUCAAGGGCAUGGGGACGAGCAAGAUGAUGAGAUUAGGCGGCUCAAGGCCGAGUUGGAGGAGAAAGAGCAAAGGAUGAAGGCUAUGGCUACUGAUUUCGAGGAACAGCUGAAGGCGGCUAGGCAGGCUGCUGAAGAGAGGAUGAAGAAAAUGGAAAAUCAAGGGCUGGUGUCGACGGAGAAUAUUGCUAAGGACAAGCCGUACCUUUUGAACGUUUCGUCGGAUCCUAUACUCAACGGUACGCUAGCUUGGCAGCUAGACAGAAGUGAUGGAGGUAUAUUGUUGGGUAGUGAUAAGGAAAGGGAUAAGAUUGUUGUUGUUGGUCUGGGCAUUCCGGAAGGGGAGCCUCUGUGUAAAUUUGUGGUGUCGAACGCUGCUGAUCAGCACACCACGGUGGAGGUCCUAUCUGAUGAAGGGGUGGUAACAGUAAACGGUCUUAAGGUCAACAGAGGAGAGAAGCCGACGAAACUGUAG
Messenger RNA from Perkinsus marinus ATCC 50983, 1857 nucleotides. RefSeq lists its product as hypothetical. The record is from RefSeq and is a predicted model, not a curated record. Gene Ontology annotation, molecular function: microtubule motor activity; ATP binding; microtubule binding. Bases 1 to 1857 code for a protein of 618 amino acids. Gene Ontology annotation, biological process: microtubule-based movement. NCBI's taxonomy places the organism in Eukaryota, Perkinsozoa, Perkinsida, Perkinsidae. The transcript is spliced from 15 exons.